This is a messenger RNA of Capsicum annuum, 3319 nucleotides long. RefSeq lists its product as uncharacterized. Gene Ontology annotation, biological process: heterochromatin formation. The coding region runs from base 1412 to 2332 and encodes 306 amino acids. The transcript is spliced from 8 exons. NCBI's taxonomy places the organism in Eukaryota, Viridiplantae, Streptophyta, Magnoliopsida, Solanales, Solanaceae. The record is from RefSeq and is a predicted model, not a curated record.
GGGAUUUUGAAGGUGGUCUUAUUUCUAUUGUCCUUGCCGAAGGAUGUUGGUCUUCCUUUUCUCAUAAUGACAACUUCUGCCGCUCUUCCUCUUUGGGAAGCUGAGUUCUCAUGUUGGGCUGAUGCCAACAUUGUUGUGUAUAAAGGUAAUAGAGAUGUACGGGCCAUUAUUAGGACACUAGAGUUUUACAACAAACAAGGUGCCCUUAUGUUUCAGGUUCUUCUGUCGCGUUAUGAAGCUAUUGUUGAGGAUCUUGAAAUGCUUAAACCAAUAAGAUGGGGAGCAGUAAUUAUAGAUCAGUGUCAGGGUUCAUCCUUGUCAACGCAUCACUCACAAAUUAAAAUGCUCAUUGCUGAUAUGUGAUUACUCAUUUUUCAUCAGGUUAAAUGUGAUACAAAGUUCAAUCGCUGCAACAUUCUCUCUUUACUUGAUACGAAAUAUGACAAGGUCAACAAUGAGCUGUUAGACACUGAUUCCAACAUAGAUCUAACUGAAUUCAAGAAAAGGUUUAAGCACUUUGUUGCAUAUGAGUGCAAGUCCUCCGCAUCCAAGUUCAUUGAAUACGGGGUUCCUGUCAAACUCUCCAAUGAACAAAUUGAGCAAUAUUGCGCUUGCCUCUUUUCAAAUUCAACAUGGCUUUGCUCAUCUCUGAAGAAUGACUCACCAAGCUGCAUCUAUGAUAUACUUGUGUCUACCAGGAAGUGUUGUGAUCACCCUUACCUCGAAGAUCAAUCUCUGAAAGGCAUAGUUACGAAAGACAUUCCUGAAGAUCAGCACUUGGAUGCUGAAAUCAAACUAAGUGGCAAAUUGGAACUCCUCAAUAAGAUUCUUCAGGAGAUCAAACAACAAAGGGAAAAAGUCCUCAUUCUUUUUCGGUUUCUUGAUGGCUCGGGUGUUAUUUCCAUUCGCAAUAUCUUGGAUGAUUUGAUUUGUCAGAAAUUUGGUGGGGAUUCUUAUAUGAGCAUUAGUGGGAAUGUUCUUAGUCAAGUGAAAGAAGCUACCUUGAACAAGUUCAACGAUAAGGAAAGUGGGAAAUUUGCUUUGUUGAUGGAAACCAGUGCUUGUUCUCGUAGUGUGAUCAAGCUGUCAGGAAUAGAUACAAUUAUAUUGUUUAACAGUGACUGGGAUCCAAAUAACGAUUUAAGAUCCCUGCAGAAGAUUACAGUAAAUUCAAAGUCGGAGCAUAUAAAGGUACUACGUCUGUAUUCGUAUUUUACUGUUGAAGAGAAAGCACUAGUUCUUGCAAAGCAAGGUAUGCCUAUUGACAACAUAAACAGUAUAAAACAAGCAGCUUGCCAGGAGCUGCUAUCUUGGGGUGCCUCUUUAUCUUUACAACGUACAAUCUUCAAUCUAAAAGAGUUCAUCUGAAGUUGAUGAUUUAGAUUAUGUCUUUCCUGAACUUUCACGCUUAAUGUCUACUAACUGUGAGAACAGUGAUUACAAUGGUUGUUCAAAGAUAGUGAAAGUACAGAAGAAUGGAGGGGCUUAUUCAAGUGAAAUAUCUCUACUUGGUGAAGUGGAAAUGCAACGGAAAGAUGAUUCUUCUUUUGUGAGAGGAUUGCUGGAGAAUGAACCACCACAUGUUUUCUGGAAAUAUCUGCUGCACGAAAUGGCUCCUAGGUGGAAACGCGUGCCGAAUUCAUCUCGAGGGAGUAGAAGGAAAGCUAGACUCGGGGAAGAAGUUUGUGAAAAAGAGGGCAGUAGAGUUCAUCUGACUCAAGAGCCCAAGUUAAGGAAGAAACGAAUGCCGCGUCCUUCUGCUGGGAAUAAGCAUAAAAGCAGACGUAUUGAUGUAGUAAACGAUGCAAGUAUGAGAAGAAGAAACACCCAACAAGAUCACUGCCUUCCUGAUGCUUCCCCAAACACGUCUACUCUGCCUCAUUCCCCUAACCCAAACCCACUUCAAAUGGAGAUGGAGAGGAUACAAAAGGAGAAAGAACAAACUACUAAUUUGCUACAAGAUGUGAAAUUGCUCCUGAAAUCUCAAAUGGAAGAAGAGCUAGAUUCGGUCAGGAAGAAGUAUGAUUUGCUGUUUCAGAUUGCUGAAAAGGAAUCAGCUCAAAAGAAAAAAGAACUUGAUACAAUGUACAACAAAGUGCAUAUGCACAAGUUACUAGCUGAAGCAAUGACGACACAAUUACCCGAUACUGCUGAUACAAUUGGGAUACUAGAGAUGACUGAAGAUGAUGUUGGCAGGACUAUUACCGAAACUGGACAAUCAUCACCAAAUAGACCAAGUAGUGUCCCGAUGGCGACUGCAUCCAUCUCAGAACCUGUCAACUCAGAGCAACGAGCUGCUGAUCCUCAAUAUCCUCUGAGAAUUUUCCAAUGACUCUCAUUCCAUCACUGCUUGCUGAAUUGCCUAGAGUGGAAGAGUCAGCUGUAGUUCCGCGGACAAGUGGAAGGGCCACCUUGCAAAAGUCAUCCUCCUCUAAUCUGCCAACAAUUGGUUCAUUUGUGAACCCAAUACCAAACUAUCAAUCUGUCAUCCUUACACCAUCGAAUGCUGAAUUGUCUAGAAUGAAAGAGUUAGCUGCAGUUCCUUGGACAAGUGGAAAGGCCACCUUGCAAACGGAAUCAUCCUCUAAUCUUCCAACAAGUGGUUCACAUGCGACACCGACAGCAGAUUAUCAGUCUGUCAUCCUUACACCAAGUCAACCAUCGAUCCAAACUUUGAGUAAUGCAGCACGCCCUGGAGCAGGCCGUGAACACUGAGACCAGCUCCACAUCUGAGAUCAUUUAGACCACUGCCAACAAUGAAUUUAGAAUCCCAGCCUGUUGUAGCGGUGACACCACACUUUUAGUCACAUGGUGAGAUACCAAAAAUACAGUGCUCAAUGAAGGUGAUGAAACUUCUCACUGGGAUGACCAAAUUGGAUUUUGAUCAUUCAAUGAGUGGUGGACUGGUAAAGUUGCUGCAAUGUGACCAGGAGGUCAUGGGUUCAAGCCUUGGAAACAUCCUCUAGCAGAAAUGCAAGGUAAGGCUGUAUACGAUACACCCUUGUGGUGGGGCCCUUCCCCGGACACCGCGCAUAGCGGUAGCUUUAGUGCACCGGGCUGCCCUUUUAAUGAGUGGUGGACUGCCAGCAAGAAUUUGAUUUGCUCUAUGUGAAGUGGUAAUUGGUUUUGACUGGUCUUUAGAAUAGAAUUUCUAGGAACUCUAGGCCAGUUGUUUCAUAUAGCAGUAGUGUGCAAGUAACUGUUUGGCCUUUCAACCACCAUUUGUUUUGAAACUCUUGGCUUCACGCCUAUCAAAUACUGGUGUACAGGCAUGAACUUACCCAAUUUUAUACAAAAUGUCUUAUUUCUUGAAUGUUAA